Jaculus jaculus (lesser Egyptian jerboa) is the source of this 948-nucleotide messenger RNA. RefSeq names its product olfactory receptor 2G6-like. NCBI's taxonomy places the organism in Eukaryota, Metazoa, Chordata, Mammalia, Rodentia, Dipodidae. Gene Ontology annotation, biological process: G protein-coupled receptor signaling pathway. Gene Ontology annotation, molecular function: G protein-coupled receptor activity; olfactory receptor activity. Bases 1 to 948 code for a protein of 315 amino acids. The record is from RefSeq and is a predicted model, not a curated record. Gene Ontology annotation, cellular component: membrane. The transcript has a single exon.
AUGGAUGGACAAAACGUGAGUUUCCCCAACACAUUUGUUCUAUUGGGUUUCUCUGAUCACCCAUGGCUGGAGAUCCCCCUCUCUGGAGUGGUCCUGGUCUCCCACAUCCUCACCCUGAUGGGAAACAGCUCCAUCAUCCUUCUCUCCCUGCUGGAGCCCAGACUCCAGACACCCAUGUACUUCUUCCUAGACAACCUCUCCAUGAUCGACCUCUGUGUCACCUCCACCAUUGUGCCCCAGUUGCUCACAAACCUCUUGGGCCCAGAGAAGACCAUCUCUGCCUGGGGCUGCGUCACACAGGUCUAUAUUUUCAGCUGGGCAGGCAGCACAGAGUGCGCACUGCUGGCAGUGAUGGCCUUUGAUCGCUACGCGGCCGUCUGCCAGCCCCUCCGCUACGCUGCCCUCAUGCAUCCCUGGGCAUGCGUGUGGCUGGCAGCUGCAUGCUGGUCCAGUGGCCUGGCCAACUCUCUGCUCCAAGCCACACUCACCAUCCUGCUUCCCCUCUGUGGGAGAAAUACACUGGACCACUUCUUCUGUGAGGUGCCUGCUCUGAUCAAGCUGGCCUGUGGUGAUACCACUGCUAAUGACCUGGCCCUGGCCAUGGGAGCCAUUCCCUUUGGAAUAGUGGCUCCUCUGGUGGUGCUCAUGUCCUACAGCUUCAUUGCUAGGGCUGUGCUGAAGUUACCUUCAGCUGCGGGAAGGAGCAAGGCAUUCAGCACCUGCAGCUCCCACUUGCUGGUCGUCACACUGUUCUAUGGCCCAGCCAUCUACAUGUACCUUCAGCCUCCAGCCAACAGCACCCAGGCCAAGUUCAUGUCCUUCUUCUACUGCGUCAUCACACCAGUGCUCAACCCUCUCAUCUACACGCUGAGGAACAAGGAUGUGAAGGCAGCAUGGAGGAGGAUCCUCCUAACCCAAGAUGGGAGGAAGUCUUUCAAAGCCAGAUAA